Molecule: messenger RNA, 4156 nt
Organism: Rana temporaria (common frog)
Lineage: Eukaryota; Metazoa; Chordata; Amphibia; Anura; Ranidae
Gene: REPS1
Product: RALBP1 associated Eps domain containing 1
Exons: 20
Coding region: 808-3162 (784 amino acids)
Biological process (GO): endocytosis; endosomal transport
Cellular component (GO): cytoplasm; plasma membrane
Molecular function (GO): protein binding; calcium ion binding
Source: RefSeq, a predicted model, not a curated record
CAGCUGCGCUCCCUCAGAUCUAUUAACCCGGAGAGUGAAGGGUGUCCGUCUCUACAUCCGGCUCCCCAGUUCACGUCUUUUUUCGGACUUGUGUAUGUGACGACGUCACCCCGGGGGCGCGACACCAGGAGCCUGUGUGUGCAGACUAGAAGAAACCUAGGCGGCCGGCCGAGGUGGAGAGCUCCGCUGGUGUCCCGCGGCCGCAGCCAACAAGCAAAGCGUCUCUCUCAUCUGCGGGAGCAUUCGAGGCGUCACCGGGAGCGCAGCGCACCAAGCCCUCCCCGUGCUCCCGCCUCAGGCUCGUCACACCUGGGAAAAGUUUCCGGGAGCGCGCACGGAGGAAAGCGGGACAUGUAGAGGGGCGGAAGCUGGGAGCAGCCCCCCAUGUGGUGAAGGAAGUUCAUAGCCACAGAGAGUGUGUGAGAAGAGAGGGGCGGUACUGGCUAUUCUUAACUUCAGCUCUCCACCUGCUGCUCCCACACCCAGUCCUCUAUCUAUAGAGGGAGCUUCCCUUCCCUGGGAUUCCAUGUGGACACAGCUACCAUCAGCAUCUUCUCCUCUGCCUCUGGGCCCUGGAUAUAUGGGGGCAGCCCAUGUUGCCUGAGCUUCCUCUUCCUCUUGCACCCACCUCAGGACCACAGUGGAGGGAGUCCUUUUCCUGAUGUAUUAUGCCAGCUGGUAACGCACAUGUGUGAUCACCUACCCAAACCAACACACUGCUACAGCCCCCCUCUUCUUUAUAUUGGAGGAACUAGUGGCCUGAGGGUUGUUGUGAAUCCUUGCAAAAGAUAAGGUCUACUGUGAAGCAUGGAAGGACUGUCCCUUAGUGAUGCUGAGCAGAAAUACUACUCUGAUCUGUUUGCCUACUGUGACACUGACAGCACCAAGAAAGUGGCCUCCAAUGGGCGGGUGUUGGAACUUUUCAGGGCAGCACAGCUCCCUAGUGAGGUGUCUUUGCAGAUAAUGGAACUGUGCGGCGCAACAAGGCUUGGCUAUUUUGGAAGAAGUCAGUUUUACAUUGCAUUGAAACUUGUGGCAGUAGCACAGUCUGGUUUACCUCUGCGGGUUGAAAGUUUAAACACUGUAAAAGAUCUACCCCUGCCAAGAUUUUUGGUGUCUAAAAAUGAACAAGAUUCAAGACAUCCAGUUGCCCACGGUGCAGAUGGAGACAACUCUUACUCAGGGGUUAUUCCACCUCCGCCUGGAAGAACACAAGUCAAAAAAGGUUCUGUUAGUCACGAUGUGAUUCAGACACGUGGUUCAGCAGAACAGCAGGAAUCAACAUCACCUGUAGUAUCUCCCCAGCAGUCACCACCUUCAUCGCCACACUCUUGGAGAAAGCACAUCCGACAUGCCAGUGGAGGAAACGGUGAUCGGCCUGUGACUGUAGCUGGUCCUUUUUGGCCCCCCUACAAUGAAGCACAAGCAGUUGGUUCGUCUGGAGAAGGAUCAUGGCCAGCACACUCGCCGCUUCCACAUCAGGAAAAUUGGGUCAGUUUUGCAGAUACUCCACCAAGCAGUACUCUUUUAUCCAUGCAUCCCGCAUCUGUCCAGGACCAGACAACUGUGCGCACUGUGGCAUCUGCCACCACUGCAAAUGAAAUUCGUAGACAAUCCAGUAGCUAUGAUGAUCCCUGGAAAAUCACUGAUGAACAAAGGCAAUACUAUGUAAAUCAAUUCAAAAACAUUCAGCCUGACCUUAAUGGAUUCAUCCCAGGGUCUGCUGCAAAAGAAUUCUUUACAAAAUCUAAACUGCCUAUUCCAGAACUUUCUCACAUAUGGGAACUGUCUGAUUUUGACAAAGAUGGGGCAUUGACUUUGGAUGAAUUCUGUGCUGCUUUUCAUCUUGUAGUGGCUAGAAAAAAUGGAUAUGAUUUGCCAGAAAAAUUGCCUGAAAGCUUAAUGCCUAAACUUAUAGAUUUAGAUGACUCUGCAGCUGGGGAUGAGUCCAGUGAUGUAGGAUUUACAAGUUCACCUGCAGAACCUCCUCCUAGUAAAUCUCCCUCAAUGCCAUCUUUGAAUCAGACAUGGCCUGAAAUGAACCAAAGUAGCGAGCAGUGGGAGACAUUUAGCGAACGCUCUUCAAGCUCACAAACUCUGACCCAAUUUGAUUCUAACAUUGCACCAGCUGAUCCUGAUACAGCUAUAGUCCACCCAGUCCCAAUUAGAAUGACGCCAAGUAAAAUUCAUAUGCAGGAAAUGGAACUAAAAAGAACUGGAAGUGAUACAACCAAUCCCACAAGCCCUUUGCACAUAAAGCCACAAGAACUCCCGGAAGAGAGCUCUGUUAAAUUUGUUUCUGGGAAUCCUGCCUCUGAUGGAUAUAGCAGUUCAGACUCCUUCAACUCUGAUCCUGAAGAGAUUGGAAAUGUGGUCACUAGACAGAGGUCCCAUUCAAGUACAUCUCCAGAGAAUGCAGCACCGCCACCCCCUCCACCAAGACCUCAUGCGUCGCAUUCACGCUCCUCGUCCUUAGACAUGAACAGAACAUUUGUAAGCACCGCAGGACAGCCACAAGCUGCAGCAGUCACCCAUCCUCCUGCUGUUCCUCCUCGUCCUCUGCCCACACAGACUUCAGGAACACAUGUGCACCGCUCCAUGGAAGCAGAGGGCAUUGUAGCUCUUCCCAGUACGUCUCCUCAACAAAUUCCAGAGCAACCAAAUUUUGCAGACUUUAGCCACUUUGCUGAGUUUGCAUCUUGUGAGCAACUAGCAGAGGAUUCAGAGAAACAAGCUGAAGCUGUCCAGGUGGAAAAGCCACCUGCUGAUGGAAUUCGGGGUGCCAAGCUCAAUGGACGGGUUGAAGAUAAGCAGGUUACUGCAGCGGUUUCAAAUCCGGGCAAAGCUGGAGCACCACUAGCUCCUCCUCCCAAGCCUGUCCGUAGACGGUUAAAAUCAGAAGAUGAGCUUCGACCUGAAGCUGAAGACUCCGGUCAGAAGCAAAAUGCAAUGGCUGCUGUCCCGGCAUCCCAGCCAUCUAUUCCCAGGUCUGCUGGUAAAGAUAAAAAAGCCAUUCAGGCUUCUAUUCGACGCAAUAAAGAAACAAACACAGUUCUUGCCCGGCUAAAUAGUGAAUUACAACAACAGUUAAAGGAUGUUCUUGAAGAAAGGAUAUCGUUGGAAGUUCAACUGGAACAGCUACGACCAUUUUCUCACCUUUAAAGCAGCAACUGCUAUCUGUGAAAAAAGGCCUGCCCUAAAAUAGACCCGGAUUUCCAGCUCAGCGUGAUUGAACAUCACAAUGAUGUGCCUCUGUUCUCCUCUCAUAUUCAUAUUACCCUACACUAGGCUUUAUAAACACUUCUCCCAUAAACUUGCUAUUUUGUAAGCAUGGACAUGCCUACUCUUCAUGUAUGGAUACUCCAAGGCUUAUUUAUUGAGGUAGUGCAAAGAACACAUGUGAGGUAACCCACAGCAACCAAUCAUAUGUUAGCUUUAAGAAGUCUACUUUCAAGUUAGACUAACCAAAAUAGACAUAACCUCUGUGGGCUACAGAACAUUGUUUGCACUAUGUAGCUUAAUUUCACAAUCAUGAUACACAUCUCUUUUGUACAUGACCAUGUUUUUGAUUUAUUGGCAUAUGAAAUCUGCAAUUCAGGAAAGUACCCAACAGCACUGUAGCCUUUCGACAAAAAACUAAUAUGUAUAAUGGUGAUUGACAAUCACUGCCAUAAGCUUAAUGAUAAAAUACUAAAAUAUGUUCUUGAGUAUUUGCACGUCUGAGCUGUUUAUUAACGUCAAAGUUCUUCAUCCAUGUGAUAUGGAGAAGUUUUUUUUACCCCUAACUGUCAAUGUUAAUCAGGACAGUUUAUACUUUUCCAAAGCAGCGUGUCAAAAUUUCUGGGUUUAUUUUUCUGCUUGCCUGAAGGCCUUACUCCUCUGACCUAUAGAAAGGCUUUACUAAUAGCAGCAAUCUCCCUGAGUGUAUACUGCUCUUCAGGUUGAUGUACUGUAAUAGUUUUGUUCUAUAUUGUAUGAUAAACACCUUUUGAUCUCAUAUGUAAAUUUGCAUUGGAAGCUGACUAACAGCAAUUAUUGUAUUUAAUAGCUUAUUCUGGCUGUGGGAUCCUAGAUGUUAAACUGCACGGAUGUAUCUCAGCAGAAUCAGAACUAGCAAUGUGUGAUUUUUACACCAAUAAAACAGCACAAUAUUUUA